UCCCCCGCCAUGACACUUUCCAGUUAAUGUUUUUUUAUCUCAUGAGAAGGAAAGAGAAUAUAUAGGAUCUAGUCUAGUUGAUAAAUUCGUCUGUGAAAAUGGCAGGAAGGAGUUUACCCCUUUUGUUCACCAACACCAUCAAAACCACUGUCUCCCGUAUCCCCAGUGUCUCAGUCAUCACUCGAUCAAACGCAUCCUGGGAGCCUCAGGACAAGAUCACCCACACGGGUCAAAUUUUUGAUCCUGAAGAUAAGAGACUCGUACGUUUCGUCGACAGACCCAAAGAGGUUAACGAUCGUUGGGCGAUUAAUUUGAUCGAUGAGGUUCCUCCGGCUACGACUGAAGCAAGAAUUGUCUGUUGCAAUGGGGGUGGAGGACCUCUGGGUCAUCCAAAGGUCUACAUAAAUCUGGAUAAACCUGGAAAUCAUGCCUGCGGAUACUGUGGCCUCAGAUUCACCAAGGAAGAUCAUCAUUAGGUCUCGAUAUUAUUGUCGUAGAACCAUAAAUAAAGAUAGUCUAAAUAAUUUCACCAGAUUAAAAAACAGCUGAUUUUAGAAAUUGGUAGUCUGUCUUUCCCAAUUUUAUUCAAAAUAAAUUACUGUUGAACAGAUAAAACUAUUGUUGGUUGAAAUUAUACUUUAGUUAUUGUAAAAGACGUUUUGUUGGAUUAAAUUUUUUUCGAUUCGUAACUGCAAUAAAUUAAAUUUAUGUCAUUAUAAAAAUCAAGUCGGUUAUUGAUCUUAUGAGUAAAUAUAUAUUUAUCUAUCACAA
Diachasmimorpha longicaudata is the source of this 771-nucleotide messenger RNA. RefSeq names its product NADH dehydrogenase [ubiquinone] iron-sulfur protein 6, mitochondrial (gene ND-13A). The transcript has 3 exons. Lineage: Eukaryota; Metazoa; Arthropoda; Insecta; Hymenoptera; Braconidae. The coding region runs from base 99 to 476 and encodes 125 amino acids. Gene Ontology annotation, biological process: mitochondrial electron transport, NADH to ubiquinone. The record is from RefSeq and is a predicted model, not a curated record.